Messenger RNA from Bombyx mandarina (wild silkworm), 5594 nucleotides. RefSeq names its product solute carrier family 15 member 1-like. Gene Ontology annotation, cellular component: membrane. Gene Ontology annotation, molecular function: transmembrane transporter activity. The record is from RefSeq and is a predicted model, not a curated record. Lineage: Eukaryota; Metazoa; Arthropoda; Insecta; Lepidoptera; Bombycidae. Gene Ontology annotation, biological process: transmembrane transport; oligopeptide transport.
UGUCUAUGGACUUGACAGAACAGUUUUUGUGACAUCCUCACCUGUGUCAUAGUUUGUGUUUCCAUUCUGCUAAGUAAAAAUAAUAGUUAAAAUUCAAUUAAUACGUGUUUUUGUGACUAUAAUGAAAAAUACAUUUCCGUUAACCACACAAUGUAUUUUUUUUUAAUUCAGUUAAGUAAAAAAAUAAGGUCAAGAUAACUUUGUGCACCAUGUCGAACCGAAAUAUGCGUAAAUUGUGCGGCGGGAACACGCUGCCGCCUCCCGAUGAUGACGACUCCGAUAAUGACUUCCAACCAAAGUGCGUCCAGAACUCCGUCAAAUCGAAAUACGAGGGGUUGGAGAUUAGCGACCAUUCCGAGCCUCAAUCUGAAAUGGAGCAGGAGUCCAGUGAUGCAGCAGUCCACGAAGAGAUUGUCCAGCCCUCAACUUCAUUCGAUAAUCCGCCCUCGACGUCAUCCGACAACCAGCCUGCAACCUCGUCGGGCAAUCAACCCUCAUCCAAAAAUAAAAAGAAUAAAGAAAAGAAGAGGUUAAAGAAAUUGAGGAAGAGUGGACAGGGCGUUGAAUUCAAACCCGGCAUGGACGAAAUAGAUCGUUCGGUUCUAGAAGUGAACGCUAUGUUCGGCGAACCGGAGCCAGCUAACGAGAAGCCCCCAGAGAAAAUGUCCGAUUUCAUGACCGUGCAAACGAAAUAUCUCAGUGCGGCCAACGAGUAUCGAAGGCUGUUCGGUCCCGACGAAGACGAAAGAAGAUACCAACCAGGUCACGGUGCGAAAUUGCGUCGUUCUAUAAUCGUUCCAUUCACAGAAGAUGCUUUCAAGAAUUAUAAGAACGGUCUCUCGAUGUCCAUUCUUGAACGCAAGGAAGAUAUAACGUACUUCGUAUUUAAUCACAAUGAUUAUUACCAGAAGAUGCAGCGAAUGUUUUUGUUCGUUUUACACAACCGAGUCGGCAACAUGUUUCUUCCAAUCGAUAGAGCGUCAAAAGAUAUGCAUGUUGAUUUCAUGCUGGAGGUGUUGGAUAACUAUUUCCGCGUUGAAGAAUAUACAGGAGCCGCUACAAUAAUGAACAUCAUAAUAUCAUUCCUGCAAUACUGUUCUCAUCCACUGUUCGAUCUGACAGACUCACACGUCCGCCUCGAGUACAAAUAUGUUGAGAACAGGCCAUUCCACGUUGCAAUUCUGAAAUAUAUCUACAUGCUGACAAAUAAGGCAUGUCAUCGCACCGCCCUCGAGCUGGCCAAAGUAAUGCUGAACAUCGAUCCGUCUGACCCAUGCGGUGUGAUGCUCAUUGUGGAUGUCCUAGCCUUGCGUGCCCGGGAGCAUCUCUGGCUAGUCCAGGCCUACGAGGCGUGGGCUGUCGAGAAAGACGCGAGCAGCCUCUUCAACAUGCAGUACUCUUACCCGUUAGCGCUGUUCCACAUCGCUGUUAAGCAUAAAGCUAAUUUAUAUCCAGAUCAAUUGCUAAAACAAGCCAUAAUGGGCUACCCGACCGUGAUGCUGAAGAUUCUCGAAAACUGCAACCAGCUCACUCCUCGCAUUUCCGAGCACCCGAUCUUCACUACUUUCGGAACGAUGACUACCGCAAACGAUCUUCAAGAGCUUAUCAAUUUCUAUGCCAAGAUGGCGUACGGGAAAUGGCGCGAACCGCCAGUGAUGGAUUGGCUGAUGACGGUUUUGAACGAAUUGCUUGAUGAAUACGAGACCCAGCCCCACAUUCAGGUUCGCUGCAGGAUCUUCUCCAAUGAGCGCAUGAACAUCUACAGAGGGUACCCGUUGCAAGUCAUCCGCCACUUGGCCAUCAUCUCGCCCCUAUGGAAGUUCAUCAUCGACGAGGAACCGCCUCGUAUGAUCCAAGGCGUCGCUUCGAAUCCAAUACCGCCCGUCGAGUCCAUCGAUCGCUAUGAAUACGAACAGACAGACAGACGAAUUUUCAACGGUACCCGUAGCAUUUGGUACAGCUUCUUCUCAUCAAUAAAUCCGAACCACAGAAUGUAUAAUGGAACUCGUCGGUCAGAAAGAAUGUGGACAGGACUAUUCGACGAUAUCAGUCCAUCAUAUCGCAGAACUUGCAUUGGGCACGAGCUCAAUCGGAAGCGACAAGCCGAAGAUCGUUAUCAGGAAUCUUUGCUUCGGGCUAUAUCAGUUACUCAUGAUAAUAAUUUAAACAAUUUCACGAAACUUCUGCUGAAAAUUUAUGCGAAAUUCGCAUCUCAAUGUGGACGAUCGGAACAAUCUUUAAGUAUCCGUCCACCUUACGUAGUUCCUCGGGAUCAAUUACCGUCUUUCAUUCAACGGUCAGUGGAAAUCGAACAAGCCGAAUUCCAUCCAAGUGGAACAGGAAAAGAACCGCAACCCGGUUCUGUUCCUGCACCAGGUCCAUCAUCUGUACCAAAAGUAAUAACCGACCCUGAACUCGGAACUGUAACUUUAACUUUGCCAGAAUCUAAUUUGAUCUUUAAUUCAUCUGAAGUAUUACGUGUCUCAUCUACUGAUUUGGUACCGGGGUCCUCAUCAGAAUCAGUAGUUGAGCCUGCUCCUGAAGUAGCACCUGGAUCGUCAUCUGAAAUUUUGCCAGAGUCACCACCGGAAUUUGUACCCGGGUUUUCAAAUGAAAUCGAACCUGGGUCUUCAUCGGAAGUGGUACCUGAAUUUACAUCUGAAAUUAUACCUGGCAAUACAAUUCAAUUCGCACUUGAGGUGUUACCAGAAGCAGUACCGGGGAUUUCAUCAGAAAAGCUACCAGGCAUUGAAAAUGAAUAUGUACCAUAUGCAACCGGCGUUGCAUCUAAUAUUGAAGACGAUUCUGACGAAGAGAUCGAUUUUACUGCGGAAAAACCCGUAAUUACCCGUGAACAAAAGACUUUAAUUGUUGAUGAGAUUAAGCCUUUCCAAAUUGAGGGUUUUAAGCCAUUACACUUUGACCUUCUCCAUAGACCAGAUCAUACGGCUGAUUUUGAUCCUCGUCGAGAUAAUAUACUUUUCGGGAUAGAGGAAGAGCUAGAGGAACCUGAUCUUGGGCGUGAGCGAAUCGAUCGCAUUCAUAACUUGCUUGCGUUGGAAGAUCUGGAUGAUGAUUCUGAGGAUAGCGAUGAUGAAAUCGAUGAUGAUGAUGAAGACGAAGACGAUGACGAUGAUGAGGACGUAUCGGAGGUGCCUCAAGACCAGACUGAACAGGCAGAAGGACAAAACAACGAGGACCGCAACAAUCAAACUCAGCAGCUCGAAGAACAGGCACAAGCUAAUCAAGAACCUACUAAUAAGGAAGCAGACGCGAAUGAACAAAAAUCGGAAGCCGACAACGAAGGUUCCGAUAACAAUCAGGCUAACUUUGAUAUGAUUCAUAAUCACCCUGCCUCUAUAUUUUGUAUAAUAGCAACCGAAUUUUGUGAGAGAUUUUCAUUUUGCGGCUUACGGACCAUAUUAUCCUUAUACCUGAGAAAUGUGUUAUGCCUCCAUGAAAAUGCUGCGACCGUUGUUUAUCACGUAUUUAUAAUGAUGUGCUAUGCAAUGCCCAUACUAGGGGCCGUGUUGGCUGAUAACUUCAUUGGGCGAUACAAGGUCAUAUUAUAUUUUUCAAUAAUAUAUUUAGUUGGAACAUUACUUACUUGUUGUUCUGCAAUACCACCGCUGAUGUUGCCACCUAUUGCAACAUCAAUGAUUGGUUUAGCUUUAAUUGCAACAGGAACUGGAGGUAUUAAACCAUGUGUUGCUGCUUUUGGUGGUGAUCAGUUCCGACUUCCCGAAGAGAAUCAACGCUUACAAAGGUUCUUCUCCACUUUCUACUGUACCGUGAACCUUGGCGGCUUUAUGGGAAUGAUUGUGACACCGGCUUUACGUAAAAGCGUCAUGUGCUUCGGUGAUGACACGUGCUACGCCCUUGGCUUUGGUUUUCCAGCAUUCUUGGUUCUCGUUUCUAUAAUAAUAUUCGUGACCGGCAAGCCUUGGUACAGAAUGAAAGAGCCCAGAGACAAUGUUACAUUGAAAUUUGUUUCUUGCGCUUGGUAUGCAUUUACGAAGCGCAUUCGAAGCGAUAGUAAGGAACUUCCUCCUGUCGAUCAUUGGUUGGAUUACUCCAUAGAAAAGUACGGACCGAAGCUUGUGGCGGAUAUGAAAGUCGUAUUCGCUAUACUAUACCUGUAUCUUCCCGUACCAAUAUUUUGGUCCCUUUUUGAUCAACAGGGAUCACGUUGGACGUUCCAAGCGUCAAGACUUCGAAGCGAAAUUUUUGGUAUAACACUAAUGCCCGACCAACUACAAGUGAUGAACCCGGCUAUGGUGCUAUUCAUGAUGCCGGUCUGUCCCGGGGGUGUCUGGCCUGUCUUCCCUAAUUUGCCACCUCUCCAUAAGAUGUUUAUCGGGGGUAUGUUGGCGGCUUUGGCUUUUGUGUCUGCGGGCAUACUGCAAAUAGGAAUCGAGCGAUCUACGUUACAAGUUCCUCAACAUCAUCACACCGGAUUGAUAUUGUUGAAUUCUUUGCCUUGCCCUGUGCACGUGACUAUUCGAGGAGAGGGCGUAGCCUCCGUUGAGCAACAAGGGACCGCCCUGAUGAUGCCUCUGCAGCACAGAGUACACACGCUCAUAGCAACCUGCCCCGCUAAUUGCGCGGGACGAGCUCUGAAAAGAUAUGUCGUUAAGGAGAAAUUGAGCACUGUGGCUGCCAUGUUUAUGCCGGUCGUGAUCGGGCAAAACUCUGACGAUCAAAUAGCAUUUUACUUUAUGGAUCCGAAUGUUUUUGCAAAGUCAUUGACAGGCAAACCCAAACUCAAGGUGGUGUAUAUUGGUAACACAGGCCCAAACAAAAACGUGUCGAUUGCUGUGGAAACUGAAAAACGUUUAAGCGAUAUAUAUUAUGUAUCAGAUGCGCCAGUCGAUCAAAUUGGCGAGUCAGCCUACAUGUGUCUGCAGCCUGGCAAAUUUAAAUGGCGUGCCUCGAGCGCUGGAGACGAAGUGUCCGGCUCUGGUGAGGGCUACCUCCGCGCCGGGGGAGUGUACGUGCUAUGUCUGCGGGAGAGGCUCGGUCGUCUCGACGCGGCCGUGCUUCACGCACCGAACCCCCCCAACGAACUCCAUCUUGCUUGGAUCGUGCCACAAUAUCUACUCGUAUCCGUAGCCGAAAUUAUGUUCGCCGUGUCUGGACUGGAAUUCUCCUUCACUCAGGCACCGAAGAGCAUGAAAACAAUAACAAUUGCCGCGUGGUACGUCUCGGUCGCUUUUGGAAACUUGAUCGUAAUCCUCGUGGCUCAGACCAAGAUUUUCGAGUCCAGGGCGACGGAGUUCUUCGUUUACGCUGCGGUGCUAGCUGUGGCCAUGCUUACGUUUUUGAAGAUGUCACGUGGUUUUCAAUCGCGGGGCGAUAAUGAAGACGGAUCUUCGACUGAGAGCCGCCCCCUUCUAAGGCACCGAUCAAGGGUAAUAUCCGUGCAUUCAUUGUCGACGGGAAGCACUCGCGUGUUUAGCCGAGGAUCUGAAAGCGUCGCGUCCUGUCUAGGAGUAAUGAAGCAAGCGCACUCUUCCCUCUGGCCUCAGCGGGCUCAUGUAAACCUAGCCACACCCACGUCCACGGAUCUAAACGUCACUACUUUAGCUAAAUAA